Messenger RNA from Trematosphaeria pertusa, 408 nucleotides. Its product is annotated as ribosomal protein L24. Gene Ontology annotation, biological process: ribosomal large subunit biogenesis; cytoplasmic translation. The transcript has 6 exons. Gene Ontology annotation, cellular component: ribosome; cytosolic large ribosomal subunit. Bases 1 to 408 code for a protein of 135 amino acids. Lineage: Eukaryota; Fungi; Ascomycota; Dothideomycetes; Pleosporales; Trematosphaeriaceae. Gene Ontology annotation, molecular function: structural constituent of ribosome; RNA binding. The record is from RefSeq and is a predicted model, not a curated record.
AUGACCAAGAUCAAGAACUCCGUCUCGAGCUCGCGCCGCAAGUCGCGGAAGGCGCACUUCGGUGCGCCGAGCAGCGUGCGCCGCGUUAUCAUGUCGGCGCCGCUCAGCAAGGAGCUCCGCGAGAAGCACAAUGUGCGAAGCAUCCCGGUCCGAAAAGACGACGAGAUCAUGAUCGUGCGCGGAACACACAAGGGCCGUGAGGGCAAAGUCUCCUCCGUCUACCGCCUCAAGUACUGCAUCCACGUCAAUGGAGUUGUCCGUGAGAAGAGCAACGGCCAGUCCGUCCCUAUCCCGAUCGCCGCCUCGAAAGUCGUCGUCACGAAGCUCAAGCUCGACAAGGACCGUGAAAACAUUCUGGAGCGGAUAAGCCAGGGCCGGGAGCUGGUGAAGAAAAGGUCGCAGGCAUAA